Messenger RNA from Drosophila ficusphila, 1400 nucleotides. RefSeq lists its product as uncharacterized. NCBI's taxonomy places the organism in Eukaryota, Metazoa, Arthropoda, Insecta, Diptera, Drosophilidae. The record is from RefSeq and is a predicted model, not a curated record. The coding region runs from base 36 to 1319 and encodes 427 amino acids. The transcript has 2 exons.
AUUCAUCAGCGAAGCUUCACAACCAGGUACCUAAAAUGAGCGAGAGCGAGCUUUCAAGCGCCGUGACCAAUACGCUAUUGGAGCUCUACCAACGCCAAAAUGUUCCCAUCGACUCGCAACCGAUGGCAGGAGUUGGGGAGAACGCCUACGGACAGGUCCUUCGAGUGAGUUGGCCAACGAUUUCCGAGGCCGCCUCUGUGGUCGUGAAAAUGGCGCCGAAAAACGAGGCCCGAAGAUCCCACAUGCAUGUGGUGGACUACUACGCAAGAGAGGUGUUCAUGUACCAGGAGGUAUUCCCCAUCUUCCGGGAACUUUCGCCGAACCGGAAUAUGUUCACCGUAGCACCUGCUCUACAGGCCAGUGGCCUGAAUGCUCCCGAUGAGUUCCUUAUCUUCGAGGAUCUAUCGGUAUCUGGUUUUAGGCCCAACUCGCGAAGCACGAUGCCCACUUUUGACAUUGUGAUGUGCUCUCUGAAAGCUCUGGCGGAGCUCCAUGCCUGCUCGUUUAUCCUGCAGAAAAGAAAUCCUUCGAAGUUCAAGGAAUUGGUUGAGUUCGUCAAGAAGGAUAAUUUAUUUACUUCCGAAAUUGAGGAGGUCACCAUUGAGUUUGGAAAGGCUCAGCUGCGAAGAGCGAGAAAUAUUCUGGAAGCAUCGGAUGGAGAUGAAGUGCCUGCUCUAAAAGAAGUACUGGAACGCUGUGAGAAUCAUCUGAAGUCCUUGGCACUUUAUUGCGUGGAUGGUAAAUCGCAGGCACCACACUCGGUUAUAUGUCACGGAGAUUUUUGGAAUAAUAAUAUUCUCUACCGACAUGAGCCGCAUCAUAAUCAAGCCGUGGAGGCUAAGCUGAUCGACUUUCAGAUGUCCCGAUAUGCACCGCCAGUACUUGAUAUAGUCCACUACCUGUUUUCCUGUACAGAGAAGCAAUUGAGGGAUGAACAUUUCCCCACCUUUAUGAAUACUUACUACGACACACUGGACCAGAAAUUAGCAUCGUGUGAUCUUCGUAUUGAGGAAAUAUAUCCUCGCAAGAUCUUUGAUCGGCAGUUGCAACUUUACGGAGUUUAUGGCUUGAUAAUGGGUGCACUUUCCCUGCCCUUUUUCGUUUCCAAUGCUAAUGAGGUGCUGGAUAUCGACACCGUUUCCGAAGCAAUUCAGGAUCUUUCGACAUCAUCCGAGGAAUCCAAAUACCAAGAGCUGAUUGAGGAAUUCGAUAUGCUCAACGGCCGCACAUUGCCAAUCUUCAAGCGCCGAAUUACUGGUAUUGUCAAGGACUUGGUCAAGUACGAAAUGACUGAGCCACUAUUUUCAAUGGAUUCCUAAAGAAGUAAUUCAGUAUUAUAUAACCAAAAUAAACAAGAACAUUUCCAUAAAAGAUAUGGAUAUAAACACCGCACAAUUUAA